Molecule: messenger RNA, 992 nt
Organism: Meriones unguiculatus (Mongolian gerbil)
Lineage: Eukaryota; Metazoa; Chordata; Mammalia; Rodentia; Muridae
Gene: Tm4sf5
Product: transmembrane 4 L six family member 5
Exons: 5
Coding region: 127-717 (196 amino acids)
Cellular component (GO): membrane
Source: RefSeq, a predicted model, not a curated record
CAGGAGCCGCCGGGUCUCUGCCACUCCUCCUCUCGGACCUUUGCUCCACGCUCCUGCCUGUUUCCCCCGGACCCUGGCACUCCCUGCUCACUUUCACUCACACCUGCCUUCCCCCGAGCCUCAGACAUGUGCACCGGGAAGUGUGCUCGCUGCCUAGGGCUCUCUCUCAUCCCUCUCUCCCUCAUCUGCAUCGUGGCCAAUGCCCUCCUGCUGGUUCCUGAUGGGAAGACCACCUGGACAGGCAGCAACCUCAGCCUGCAAGUUUGGCUCAUGGGCGGCUUCAUUGGAGGGGGCCUGAUGGUCCUGUGCCCGGGAAUCGCCGCCGUGCGCGCCGGGGGGAAGGGCUGCUGCGGGGCAGGCUGCUGCGGGAACCGCUGCCGGAUGCUGCGCUCCGUCUUCUCCUCCGCCUUUGGGAUGCUGGGCGCCCUGUACUGCCUGGCCGUGGCGGGCGCCGGGCUCCGCGUCGGACCCAAGUGCUUGGUCGGCAACAAGUGGGACUACCACCUCCAGGACACCCAGGGCGCUUACCUGCGCAACCACACCCUGUGGAGUCUGUGCGAGGCGCCGCCUCACGUGGUCCCCUGGAACGUGACCCUCUUCUCCAUCCUGGUGGCCGCGUCGAGCCUGGAGACGGUGCUGUGCGGCGUCCAGCUGGUGAACGCGGCCUGCGGCGUGCUGUGCGGGGACUGCCGGAAGAAGGAGGGCUCAGCGCACUGAUUCCAGGGGCCACCCCCAACACCCUAUUUCCGGGGAUCCCCGCGGCGACGACAAACGGCUUUCAUUGCUCAAGAUUCUCCUUCGUGGAAUAAACCGCCCUGAGCGCCCUCCGCCCCUGUCUGCGCUGUGGAAGGAGUGUGCGUGGGCCUUCAGACACAACUGUCUAGGCUUGGGGCCUCGGUCUGUGCCCCCAAGUCCCCCUCACCCCGCUUAUUCUUUUCUUAGCAAAUAGUUACUGUUCUGGAAAUAAAAUUCUGUGCUCUUGAGGAAUCUUA